Molecule: messenger RNA, 1062 nt
Organism: Syzygium oleosum
Lineage: Eukaryota; Viridiplantae; Streptophyta; Magnoliopsida; Myrtales; Myrtaceae
Product: mannose-P-dolichol utilization defect 1 protein homolog 2-like
Exons: 8
Coding region: 127-840 (237 amino acids)
Source: RefSeq, a predicted model, not a curated record
GGAAAACGAGUUAGAAAAAUCUCCGGCCACUUGCGAACACCCUCCGCUUUGUCCCCCCGAUCUGCUGCACUUUCCCCCGGCAGUUCAGUUCGAUCCAAAGUCCAUUCGCGUCCACGCGCGCAAGGGAUGGCGCUGCUCGGGAUCGACUUCACCUGCGCCCUCGAAUCCCUGCGCGACGGCAGAGCCCCGGACAGGGACGACUGCGUCUUGCCUCUGCUGUCGAAGCUCGUCGGGUACUGCCUCAUCGCUGCUUCGACCACCGUCAAGCUCCCGCAGAUAUUGAAGAUUGUGAAGCACGGGAGUGCAAGGGGGCUCAGUAUGUUAUCCUUCGAGCUUGACGUGGUCGGCUACACAAUCGCUUUGGCGUAUUGCCUCCACAAAGGGCUUCACUUUUCUGCUUAUGGCGAGCUGGUGUUUCUUCUGAUCCAAUCUAUAAUUCUGGUUGCUGUAAUAUAUUAUUACUCACAACCUCUGGGGACCAAGACAUGGACCAAGACGCUCCUGUACUUUGCUUUGGCACCGACAAUUUUAUCUGGUAAAGUUGAUCCUGUUCUUUUUGAAGCUUUAUAUGCAUGCCAGCAUGCAAUAUUCUUCUGUGCCAGAGUUCCACAAAUAUGGAAAAAUUUCACUACCAAGAGUACCGGGCAACUUAGCUUCUUGACAAUUUUCAUGAAUUUUGGAGGUUCCCUUGCAAGAGUGUUCACCAGCAUACAAGAAAAAGCCCCAACGAGCGUUGUUUUGGGCUCGCUGCGAACUGUGGUGACGAAUGGCACCAUCCUGAGUCAGAUAAUGAUAUACCGCAAGUCGCACGAAGAAAAAGGAGAGAAGAAAGUGAAGUAGCAAGCGGGCUUCUGCUCUUUGCAGCUCGAGCAGGUACUUCUCGUGUAUGUUCCGGUUCGAUCAAAUAGCCCGUUGAGGUGAAUCGUCAUCCUGGUGAAGUGUAUCUCAGAUAUCUAGCUUCUUUUCUUGGAUCGAAGGACGAAUAGGUGGUCGGGGGUCUUGAUGAGUAUGGACAGGUAUUCAUACGCGAACCGAAAGUUGUCUACCAUUCCAUUCUUAGUA